Molecule: messenger RNA, 922 nt
Organism: Trichosurus vulpecula (common brushtail)
Lineage: Eukaryota; Metazoa; Chordata; Mammalia; Diprotodontia; Phalangeridae
Product: synaptonemal complex central element protein 1-like
Exons: 12
Coding region: 41-922 (293 amino acids)
Biological process (GO): synaptonemal complex assembly
Cellular component (GO): synaptonemal complex
Source: RefSeq, a predicted model, not a curated record
UUUGGUGAUCACAGAAGACCUGCCCUGCCCAGUCAACAGGAUGCAGACAGAGAACCAUAAUCCCAGAACUGAAGAAAUGGUCAGUGUAAUUAUUGAACUGCAACAAGCCCACAAAAUUGCAAAUGAGCAGCUUCAGAAAAGCCAGGCUGAAAGGGAAGCAUUGAAGAAAGAACUAGACAAAUUAAACACGGAAAAGACUCAUCUGGAGGAAAUCUUAAGCAUGAAGCAGGAAACCCUGAACACCCUUCAACAGCACUACAAAGAACAGGAAAACAAAAUCCAGAGACAACAGGCUAUGUCUCAGGACUGCAUCCAGAGGAUAACCGAUCUGAAUUCUAAGAUUCAGGAAGAGAAACUGAGAAGGAGGAAGCAGAGAAUGGAGUUUGAACAGCAGCUAGAGGAACUGAUAGAGAAGCACAAGGCUCUAUGGGAAUUACACACACCAGAGACGCUGGCUCAAGAAAUCAACAGUAUGGCCAGUAGCAAGGAGCAGCUCCUGAAGGAGGAAAACCUAAUUCAGGAGAAAUUGGAUGCCAUCGAGAAACAACUGCUUGGGCUGCCUCACCCCAGGGCUAGGGCCCAGGCUCUGGCUGUCAACAGCGUGGGUGCCUUCCUUCGAAGUGAGGAAGCUGCUGCUGCUAUGCACCUGUUUGAGGAGGAAAACAAGAAGGCCAUGCAGUUCCUGGAGGCAGCCUCUCAGCAUUACCACCAGCUGCAGCAGAGUUUGGACAAGCUGAAGAUGGAACUGGAAGCUGGUGGUCAAGGUGAUAUCAGAGGGCCCAAGGGGAGCAUUGCAGAGGCAGCUGCUGAGGGGGCCCUAGCAGAGCCUGUUGUAGAGCCCCCAAAGGCCUGGGAGAAGGAGCCGAAUAUUGACAGCAGCACAGGGAAACAUCCUACUGGGCAAGCCUCAGCUUCAUCCUAG